Messenger RNA from Saccoglossus kowalevskii, 678 nucleotides. RefSeq names its product suppressor of cytokine signaling 5-like. Gene Ontology annotation, molecular function: 1-phosphatidylinositol-3-kinase regulator activity. Gene Ontology annotation, biological process: intracellular signal transduction; phosphatidylinositol phosphate biosynthetic process. The record is from RefSeq and is a predicted model, not a curated record. Gene Ontology annotation, cellular component: phosphatidylinositol 3-kinase complex. Lineage: Eukaryota; Metazoa; Hemichordata; Enteropneusta; Harrimaniidae.
AUGGAUGUGCCAUUACCUGAAAGUGUACAAAAAGUAGACUGCCAAGAACCAGCAACAAGAUUAGAGAGUGGGAGUUCUGAUUCCAGUCAUACAGUACAUAUUUAUGCACAUCGUAGAUGCUUGAAACCCGAUGGAACGUUUGCCCUACGGGUAGUUCACUCACAGAUCGACUAUAAUAUGCCCUGUCUGGCUCCUGACUUGCAAGCUGUUUCAAACAGUAGCUUCUACUGGGGGCGAAUGAGCUACUAUGAGGCCGAAGCACAGUUAGAUGGCAAACCAGAGGGAACAUUUUUGCUAAGAGACAGUGCCCAAAACGAACACUUGUUUACUGUUAGCUUCCGUCAACAUGAUAGUACUCGUCAUGUAAGGGUCAAACUGUGGAAUAAUAAAUUUAGUAUUGGUAUGUUCUCAGCGAACACUGUAUGUGAAUUUUUUGAGCAUUACAAGGACCCUAACUCUGACUCAAUCAUGUUAACUAUUCCACUGCCAAGACGAAAUCCUUUUACGCUGCUGGAUUUGUGCAGGGCUGUUAUAUGUACGUAUAUGAUAUACGAUGACAUAAAACUGCUGUGUUUACCAUCGGCAUUGCGGGAGUAUCUGAGGGAAUAUCAUUAUACACAAAAAAGCAGAGUGCGUACAUUUGAAGUCGAGGAAUCUACUGAGACUGAAGUCUACUAA